UCCGCCGGCGCUGGGAGCUCCCUUCGCCUGUUUGCCCUUAUUUAAUUUCGAGUGUGAUUUUGCUAUUUUUAGCAGCUGGAUCCCCUCCAAUCCGCAGUCGCCGCGGGCGGGGGGUCCCUUCGCUCCGCAACACAGACCCGCCGGGAAAAACAAAACCAUCAAACCGGCCCUAAAACCCACCGCGAACGCCCGGCUCCGGGAUCAAGCUGACUACGAUGAGUGAAUCCAGCGCCAAAUCCAGCCAGCCCCUGGCCUCCAAAGGGGAGAAAGACGUGUCGGAGAAGAGGGGCCGAGGGCGGCCUAGGAAGAAGCCGCAGCAGGAGCCCAGCGAGGCCCCGACCCCCAAGAGACCCCGUGGACGGCCAAAGGGCAGUAAAAACAAGGCCACCCCAAAGGGCAGGAAAGCUGCAGUCACGCCAGGGAGGAAACCUCGAGGGCGACCCAAAAAAUCGCAGCAGGACGAGGAGGAGGUGAACAUUUCCCAGGAGUCAUCCGAGGAGGAGCAGUGACACCUCCCGAACCGGCGCUACCUCAUCGCCCGACGGCCCCGCAGCGGCCGGGGGAGAGGGGCGGGGAGAGACCCACUGUGCCGCCCUGGCUUCCUCCUCCUCCUCCCCCCUCCUCCGCUCCCUCCUCACCCUCAGACAUCGGCAGCACUGGAAAAUGGCCCAACCCGGGCGGCCCCCGCAGCCCCCGCCCGGGGGGGGGCACCUGCCCCAGCUCCCCCUCCCCAGCCCCGGGCUUCGGGGCAGCCCCACUGGAAAGGGGGAUCACGGCAGAGAGCCGGGGCUGGCACCCCCCCACCUUCGCUGCCCCCCCGUGCAGUGAUCUCACCCCGCCAAAGUGGGUGCUGGCUGCCCCCCAGCACUGGGCUCUGCCCUGGGGCCUCUGCAGGGAAGAGAUGGGGGGGGCAGUGAAGGUGAGACCCCCCCCCCCAAAAUGCAUUAGACCUUUGCUCUGGCCUGCUGCUACCCUGGGCAACCCCCCUUGGCCCCCCCAGUCCUGGGUGACUGCACUGUGUGCGGGAGCAGCUCCCGCGGCGCUGCCGGGGCCCGGUGCCCACCCCCGGGGUGCCCACCCCCAGGGGUGCCAGUCCCCAGGGGUGCCCGAGCACGGCUGGCUCCGGGCAGCCCUCUCCUCAUAGGUUCUGGUAUAUAUAUAUAUUUUUUUGUUUAGUACUUUUUUUUUUUUUUUUUUUUCCUUUCAUUCACAACUACCUCUGGAUAUUUAAGUUCCACUCUCUGAACUCACAGACGUGCUGCUGCGCUGCCGGGGCACCGUGGGCUCGGUGGUUCCUGUUUUCGGGGUGUUGCUGGGGGCUGUGGGGUAUUUUUUUUUUUUUUUCCCUCCUUUUUUUUGGGCUUCAUUUUUCUUUUUUUUUUUUUUUUUUAAUUGUUAUUUUGAGGUCUAGUUUGCUCUGCUGCUUCAAGGGAUCGAGGCUGGCAGGGCAGAGGUGUGGGGGGACUACGGGAUGCUCCCCUGCCCCUCUGCCCCGGCACGACGGCUGCAGCGGGACCGGAGGUCGGUGCCGGGCGGCCCCGGCGGGAGAGAAUCGGGGUUUGGUUUGGGUUUUUUUUUGGUUCACUGUUAACGACCUUUUGGGUUCCUAUUUGCAGUUACUUGAAUAAAACAUUUUAUGGA
Vidua macroura (Pin-tailed whydah) is the source of this 1641-nucleotide messenger RNA. It is a transcript of the gene HMGA1, whose product is annotated as high mobility group AT-hook 1. Bases 216 to 509 code for a protein of 97 amino acids. Gene Ontology annotation, molecular function: DNA binding; transcription coregulator activity. Gene Ontology annotation, biological process: regulation of DNA-templated transcription. Lineage: Eukaryota; Metazoa; Chordata; Aves; Passeriformes; Viduidae. The record is from RefSeq and is a predicted model, not a curated record. The transcript has 6 exons. Gene Ontology annotation, cellular component: chromatin; nucleus.